AUGGUUCGCAUCACCCAUCAAAAGUCUGAAGAACUAGGUCGCCAACAAUUAGAAUUACAGGUUCUGAAUAAGAGAAAACCAGUUGGACUUCUGCCCAACCCAGCAGAGGUCUCGGACAAUUCCGAUGUGUUUGUCAUGAAAGGCACGAACGAGGUCUUCACAGAUUAUGAGCAAUAUCUGAAACGAUAUGAUUGGUUAAGUCAAAGGAAGUUUACAGACGGAGUCAACGGAAAAACUGGUCUCACAUACUGGGAAGCAUUAGAAUCUGAGACGAAAAGCUCCGCGACGAUCGAGAAUGUCUUUCCUGAAGUUUUGCGCCAUCCCAUACUUCGUCAAGUGCAAUUCUCGACGAUAUCUCGCAUGGACGAAUUAGUCAACACAGUUUUUGAAGAGUUCAAGCAUGAUUUCUUCCCCGGUGAAGAGGUUCUGGUCGUUUUUGAUGCUAGCGAUCAGUCAAGAGGCGUCAUUCGCGAAAAAGCAAAGUUUCCCAUGAUCAGAGGACCCGACGGAUCGGUACAACGCGAGCCCUUUGCAAGAUAUUUCGUCCGACUAAAAGACUCUGAGGAAGAAGCACUUCUUGACGACAAACAUGUACGACGCGAUCGAAAUGUUUUCACUAAGCAGAAUCUGCGAGCGUUUCUCAAAAACUCACUACAACGCGAGAACUGGAUUGGCGCUCCAUGGCUCGUGAAAGAGCCUUUGGCGAUACACUACCGACUACCUAUGGAGAUUCCAUUUCAUCUGCUUCAGGAUUCCCGCCCUGUUGCCAACAAGCAACAAAUGCUUCAAGUUCGACCAGCGAAGGCCACGAAGCCGAAGAAGAAUCCACAACUCUAUCGUCCUUUUCCCGACGACGGAGAUCUCAUUCCGAUGGUCAAGCGCAUACUUCCCGGCGAGAUUGACUUUUCGUCAAUGCCCAAACCGCCACCGCCGCCGCCUCCACCGCCGCCCAAAUAUCCAAUCGAAGACCUGGAACUUGCGCCGAGAAGGAAUGGGGUGACGAGACCGGAGCUUAAAUUCUGGACUGACGAAAUGGCGGAGUUUGUCAAGGCCAAGGACAAGUCUGCAUACAAGUUCUCCGGACUGACCAUGAAAUCCAUGGGAGCAUUGCUGGAGAUCUGGAACACUCUCAAUGUCCAGGCGGAAGUAUACGUGCUCGACAGUUUCACCUUUGACGAUUUCGUCGACGCGAUGACUUACUCCCCGGUCGACACGCCUUGUACGCUGACUGAAGAGAUCCAUUGCGCGGUGCUCAAAUUGUAUGUCGAUGAAAGUGGCAAAGUUGUCGUCAAGGAUCUGCCUGAGAUCGAGGAAGAAUCAGAAGACGGGUCCGAUGAAGAAGAAGAGGAGGAAGAAGAGAGUGAGAUCCAGACCCCUGUUCUAGACGUGCCGGCGCGCUCCACACGCAGCCGGAGAAGUUUGAUAGAGGCACCUGUCGAAGUCGCGCCCCCGCCGGUAGAGGAUAAGAAGAAGGGAAACCGGGCAGUAGAGAUGUUGGGAAAUCAGAGUUGGACCGAGCGGCUUGUCGCGCGGGAUUUCGAGGAUGGCGGAUGGCAGGUCAUCAUUGUUGGCCUCUUGCAUCAACUCUCAGCAGCACCUUACUACCAGGAACUAUGCGAAACACUCUUAGCUGAACUGGCACCGGACGACGAGGAUGCCACACGAGAGACUGCCGCAAGACGAUUCGCCGGAAUAAACGUCAACCUCCGGAUAGCAAUGCUGCAGGUGCUCGUUCUAUUGACGAUCCGCACCGACUCCAUCAAGAGCUUCCUCGACACUUGCAGCGAAGACAUGACCGAUGUCCGGAAACGAAAGAUUGAGCAUCAGCGCGAGAGGAAACUAGCGGUCGACCAACUCCACGCGAAAGAAAAGGAGCGAAAACUUCAAGCACCAAACAAUAUGCCCGAACCUGCUUCGCCCAAGAUUGAGCCCUCUGAAUUGGAAGUAAGCGAGAUGAAAGACGAUACUAUCGAGAUCAACGGAAGUGGCGUCUUUGAUUCCGAUGAUGAUGCUCGAUCAGCUGGGAGGGCGUUAAGGCGUGGCGUGGACCGUAAGCGGAAGCGCGACGAGGAGGCUGCUCGUCGGGAGAAGGAACGCGCUGAAAAAGCCGAAGCUGCCAGGUUGGUCGCCAAGCAGACGAAAGAAUAUCGGAAGCUGCUCAGUGAGAUCGAUGGCCUCAAGAAGAAGAUCAUGGAGCUGGAAGCGAAAAUCGACGAUUGCGAUGACGAUCUACGCGAGGCUAACGUCCAGCGCACGAAAGUCCUCGGCAAAGAUCGAUACUGCAAUCGCUAUUACUGGUUCGAACGGAAUGGGCAGCCGUUCGCCGGCCUUCCACGAUCAAGCACGGCUAGCUACGGAUAUGCGAACGGUCGUAUAUGGGUACAAGGCCCAGAUGAGCUCGAGCGGGAAGGUUUCAUCGACCGCACCAAAGAAGAACAACAAGAGUAUCAAAGGCUGUUCCACUGCACCGUCCCCCAACGCCGCGAGGAAGAAGAAGGCCGGACAAUCCUCCGCGACGCCGACGACUGGGGUUACAUCGACGACCCCGAGCGCCUCGACGCACUGAUCGGCUGGCUCGACGACCGUGGCGAGCGCGAGAAGAAGCUCCGCAAGGAACUCCUCGAAUGGCGCGACAAGAUCGUCACCUACAUGAACGCGCACCACACCUUCUUCGCCGCCGAGCAGGCCCGCCAGUUGGAGGCCGACGAGGAGCUGGCCUCGCGCCGCGCCAAUGCCAUCUCCACCCGCCACAAGGUCCAGGAGGACCACGUCGCGAGCCUCCCGCGCUGCACCAAAUGGACGAACUCCAUGGCCCUGGACGACCUGGGCCAUCUGCAUUCGCGCCCGCCCCGGAGCAAGGCGAAGCGGCAACGGAAAUCGGAUACGUCGGGGACCUCGGCGGCGGCGAAGGGCGUCGCGGUCGUCUUGGGCAAGAACGGGAAACCGUUGGCUCGGCAGGGGACGAAAUAG
Dissoconium aciculare CBS 342.82 is the source of this 2970-nucleotide messenger RNA. RefSeq lists its product as uncharacterized. Bases 1 to 2970 code for a protein of 989 amino acids. The transcript has 7 exons. The record is from RefSeq and is a predicted model, not a curated record. Lineage: Eukaryota; Fungi; Ascomycota; Dothideomycetes; Mycosphaerellales; Dissoconiaceae.